Molecule: messenger RNA, 3748 nt
Organism: Saimiri boliviensis boliviensis (Bolivian squirrel monkey)
Lineage: Eukaryota; Metazoa; Chordata; Mammalia; Primates; Cebidae
Gene: CARD14
Product: caspase recruitment domain family member 14
Biological process (GO): regulation of apoptotic process
Cellular component (GO): cytoplasm
Molecular function (GO): CARD domain binding
Source: RefSeq, a predicted model, not a curated record
UCACUUCCCUGGGACGGGAAGGCAAGCACACGCACUCCAUCCAGCAGAGAGCAGGUCAGCCUACCGGGGCUCCGGCGACACAGCCGCUUGCAGGUGUUGUGGGUGAACUUUGAGUUUUGGAGCAGGUCACGUAGCUUGAAAUCACCGUCAAUUCACCUGGCACUGCUUUGGCUUCAGGCUCUUCCUUCUGUCCAGCUCCCUCCCACCCAGCAGCACGCAGAGAAACGGGAAGAGAAACGAGGCAGCUGCAGCCGCCACCGCGCUGGGCCUUGGAGACGCCACAGGCACAGCAGACCCCACCCCGCUGCACAGAGCUCCGUGAAAGCGAGUCUGAGCCCCGCGGGUUCUCCCCGAGCCCAGCCAUGGGGGAGCUGUGCCGCAAGGACUCCACGCUCACGGCGCUGGACGAGGAGACGCUGUGGGAGAUGAUGGAGAACCACCGUCACAGGAUCGUGCGCUGCGUCUGCCCCAGCCGCCUCACGCCCUACCUGCGCCAGGCCAAGGUGCUGUGCCAGCUGGACGAGGAGGAAGUGCUUCACAGUCCCCAGCUCACCAACAGUGCCAUGCGGGCCGGGCACUUGCUGGAUUUGCUGAAGACUCGAGGGAAGAAUGGGGCCAUCGCCUUCCUGGAGAGCCUGAAGUUCCACAACCCUGACGUCUACACCCUGGUCACUGGGCUGCAGCCUGCUGUUGACUUCAGCAACUUUAGCGGUCUCAUGGAGACAUCCAAGCUGACUGAGUGCCUGGCUGGGGCCAUCGGCAGCCUGCAGGAGGAGCUGAACCAGGAGAAGGGGCAGAAGGAGGUGCUGCUGCGGCAUUGCCAGCAGCUGCAGGAGCGCCUGGGCCUUGCCGAGACCCGGGCCGAGGACCUGCACCAGCUGGAGACUGACCACAGCCGCAUGAAGCGUGAGGUCAGCGCCCACUUCCAUGAGGUGCUGAGGCUGAAGGACGAGAUGCUCAGCCUGUCGCUGCACUACAGCAACGCGCUGCAGGAGAAGGAGCUGGCCGCCUCGCGCUGCCGCAGCCUGCAGGAGGAGCUGUACCUACUGAAGCAGGAGCUGCAGCGAGUCAACAUGGUUUCCUCCUGCGAGCUGGAAUUGCAGGAGCGAUCCCUGAGGAUGGCCAGUGACCUGGAGUCCGGGGACGAGGAGCUGAACCGCCUGAAGGAGGAGAACGAGAAACUGCGCUCGCUGACUUUCAGCCUGGCGGAGAAGGACAUUCUGGAGCAGAGCCUGGACGAGGCGCGGGGGAGCCGCCAGGAGCUGGUGGAGCGCAUCCACUCCCUGCGGGAGAGGGCCGUGGCCGCGGAGAGGCAGCGGGAGCAGUACUGGGAAGAGAAGGAGCAGACCCUGCUGCAGUUCCAGAAGAGUAAGAUGACCUGCCAGCUCUACAGGGAGAAGGUGAACGCGCUGCAGACCCAGGUGUCCGGGCUGCAAAAGGAACGUGACCAGGCGUACUCUGCGAGGGACAGUGCUCAGAGGGAGAUUUCCCAGAGCCUGGCGGAGAAGGACUCCCUCCGUCGGCAGGUGUGUGAGCUGACGGACCAGAUCUGCGACCUGCGCACACAGCUCCGCCAGCUGCAGGCAGAGCCUCCGGGUGCGCUCAAGCAGGAAGCCAGGACCAGGGAGCCCUGUGCGAGGGAGAAGCAGCGGCUGGCGCGGAGGCACGCCGUCGGCCCCAGAGAUGACAGCCAGAGCAGCCUCGCCAGCUCCUCGGAGUCUCAGCUCUGGUCGGACCUGAGCGCCACAUCCAGCCGCGAGCUGGUGGACAGCUUCCGCUCUAGGAGCCCUGUGCCCCCCAGCCAGCAGUCCCUGUACAAGCGGUUGGCCGACGACUUCGGGGAAGAAUCCUGGUCUUUCAGCAGCUGCCUGGAGAUUCCGGAAGUAGGCCUGGGAGCCCCGCCAGGAGCAAAGGCGGGUGACACAGACCUGGAUUACGAGCUCCUAGAUGGGGCAGAUCUUCCCCAGCUGGACAGCAGCCUGCAGCCAUUCUCCGCUGGAAGCCUGGAUGUCUCGGAGAGCAGCGUGCUCAUGAGGCGGAGGCGGGCCCGUAGGAUCCUGAGCCAGGUCACGGCGCUGGCGUUCCAGGGGGAUGCAUUACUGGAGCAGAUCAGCGUCAUCGGUGGGAACUCCACGGGCAUCUUCAUCCACCGGGUCACCCCGGGCUCGGCGGCGGACCAGAUGGCUUUGCGUCCAGGCACCCAGAUCGUGAUGGUUGAACACGAAGCCUCAGAGCCCUUGUUCAAGGCAGUCCUGGAGGACACAACCCUGGAGCAGGCCGUGGGGCUUCUCGGGAGGGUGGACGGCUUCUGCUGCCUGUCUGUGAAGGUCAACAUGGACGGUUAUAAGAGGCUGCUCCAGGACCUGGAGGCCAAAGUGGUGACCUCAGGGGAUUCAUUCUACAUCCGGGUCAACCUGGCCAUGGAGGGGAGGGCCAAGGGGGAGCUGCAGGUGCAUUGCAAUGAGGUCCUGCACGUCACCGACACCAUGUUCCAGGGCCACUGCUGCUGGCACGCCCACCGCCUGAACCCCUACACCAUGAAGGAUGCCGCGGGCCACGGCACCAUCCCCAGCUACUCCCGGGCUCAGCAGCAGCUCAUAGCCCUCAUCCAGGACAUGACUCAGCAGUGCACAGUCACCCGCAAGCCGUCUUCCGGGGGACCGCAGAAGCUGGUCCGCAUCGUCAGUAUGGACAAAGCCAAGGCCAGCCCUCUGUGUCUGUCCUUCGACAGGGGCAAGUCGGACUCCAGCAGGAUGGAGGACUCCAGCACGCGCUUCUGGGCCGAGAGCUGCUUCACCUUGGUGCCCUACACGCUGGUGCGCCCGCAUCAGCCUGCCGGGCCCCGGCCUGUGCUCUUCGUGCCCAGGGUGGUUGGGAAGAUCCUGAGCGAGAAGCUGUGCCUCCUCCAAGGGUUUAAGAAGUGCCUGGCAGAGUACUUGAGUCAGGAGGAAUAUGAGGCCUGGAGCCAGAGAGGGGACAUUGUCCAGGAGGGAGAGGUGUCUGGGGGCCGCUGCUGGGUGACCCGCCAUGCUGUGGAGUCCCUCAUGGAAAAGAACAUCCACGCCCUCCUGGACGUCCGGCUGGACAGUGUCCGUGCCCUGCACAGAAUGGACAUCUUCCCUAUCGUCAUCCACGUCUCUGUCAAUGAGAAGAUGGCAAAGAAGCUCAAGAAGGGCCUACAGCGGCUGGGCACCUCGGAGGAACAGCUCCUGGAGGCUGCCAGGCAGGAGGAGGGAGACCUGGACCGGGCGCCCGGUCUGUACAGCACCCUGGCUCCCGAGAGCUGGAGUGACGUGGACGGCCUGCUCAGCUGUGUCCGCCAGGCCAUCGCCGACGAGCAGAAGAAGGUGGUGUGGGCGGAGCAGAGCCCCCAGUGACGGGCCCGGGACUGUGGGGGCCUCUGGGUGCCGGUGAAUGCAGUCCUGUUCCUGAGCACAGGGCCUCUGGCAGAACUGUGGGCUCCCUGGCACGAGGCCAGCUCUCCUCUCUGGCUGGGGUCUAACCUUGAACCCUCACCACGUGCAGGAUGCACAUGGUGAAGCCACUUGCAUCUGCUUACCUUUCUGUGGAAAUCAUCUUCACCCGUCACCUGGGCUUGCCAUGGUCUGAACUGGAGACCCUGAGAAUGUUUCUGCAGUGGGAAGGGAGGGACGUCUUUCCACGCCUUCCCUAGAACUGGAGGCCCCAGGCUUCUCUGCAAAACCACCUGUCUGUAGGCCUGAUUCAAAUCUGUGGGCCUGCACUUCCC